Molecule: messenger RNA, 974 nt
Organism: Rubroshorea leprosula
Lineage: Eukaryota; Viridiplantae; Streptophyta; Magnoliopsida; Malvales; Dipterocarpaceae
Source: the annotation of a GenBank genome assembly
UGAAUUGUGUUUUGGUUUUUGGAUUGGGUAGCCGCGAGUUCCCCUGCAGAAUUUCUUCUUCUCUGCAGUCGGCUUCUCCCCCCUGCUAGGCUCGGUUUUGCUUGCUAAAUUUUGGUUUUGAUCGUUCUGUCACCGUGGCACUUGGGUUAGCCUUUUGUUAUGUGCGAGUGAGGUAAGUAAAUCAUGGUAAAGCCCUUCGAUUUUAAAGCAUGUUUUAAACUGUUUUUGAGAUGGUGGCAAGGUUUAAAUUGAUUUUAAAUUGAUUUUAUUAGCAUCUGAAUGUGAUUAAACUGAAAUGGAAAUUGUGAUGGUUUUUAUGAGAAUUUCAUUGUUUUCUGGAAUUGAGCAUGAUUGGAAUGAAAAUGAGAAUUUCAUUGUUUUUCUGAAGUUGAGCAUGCCUAUUUGGAAAUUGACUGAACUGUUUUGAUGAACUGAGAAUUUUGUAAAUGUUGAGUUUUCUGUUAAAUCCAUGCCUGCAUGGUUUUGUCUCGAAUAUAGUUAUGAUUAUUGAUGAUCCUGCUAGUGGGGGUUAAACGCUAGCACAUGUCGGCGCAUGUCGAUAUGUUAUUGAUGAUCCUGCUAGUGGGGGUUAAACGCUAGCACAUGUCGGCGCAUGUCGAUAUGUUAUUGAUAGAACCGAUUCGUUCCUGUAACCCUACUAGUGGGGGUUAAACACUAGUAAUUCCUGUAGCCUGCCAGUGGGAGGUUUAAACACUGGCCGUGACCAAUAGAGGAGACGUCUAUUUCGUGCCCGUACUGUAUCUGUUUUCGUGAUUACACUUGUUGGCAUGCUAUGAGUUUAAUUAACGGUUUGUCAUGAAACGUUUUGUUAUUGAAUUGAAUCUGAUUUUGCACUGACGGUUUUGUCAUUGAACGUUUUGCUAUUGAACCGAACUUGAUUUCCGCAUUAACGGUUUAUUAGUGAAAGUUCUGUUAUGUUUACAUGGUUUGUCAGGCAUGUUAAAAGUUUUACU